Molecule: messenger RNA, 1002 nt
Organism: Heterobilharzia americana
Lineage: Eukaryota; Metazoa; Platyhelminthes; Trematoda; Strigeidida; Schistosomatidae
Source: the annotation of a GenBank genome assembly
AUGGAUCAUGCACAUCAUCAUCCACCAACCCACUCUGGUAUGCAAUCGGCAGCUCAUUCAAUGGAUAUGAAAAUGUACUUCAACACAGAUCUUCACUAUACACUACUUUUUUCACCUUGGGUUAUCGACACGGUUGGAAAAGCCGUUGUGGCAUGUCUUGGUUCUUUCCUUUUUGCCAUUAUAUAUGAGGCUUUAGAAGCUUUGAGACAUAAUUUACUUUUGCGUGCAUCAUGUAACAAUCGAUGUCCGCUUCCAUACAAUUCAACAUUGCAUGGUGAAAACUCCUUCGGCACUACAUCUUGCCCUGGUUGCUCAAUUCCAUCUGAUACUAAUUCCAACAAAGUUUACCUUAAUCCAUCUGAAACAAAUGAGGAUGUACACGUCAGUGUUGUAUCGACUUCGUGCCUACAAAAACUUCGGUCUUACUGUUCAAGUUAUCAUCUCGUUCAAACAAUGCUGCAUAUGUUACAAACACUUAUGGGUUAUAUGCUUAUGCUGAUUGUGAUGACGUACAAUGUCUACUUGUUAUUGGCUGUUAUAUUCGGUUUCACAUUGGGAUACUUUCUGUUCGCACAGAAUCGAGCUCUACUACUUAGAUCUCGUAGCUGCUGUCAUUAGGUGGCUGGCUAGUCAGUUGACUGACGGUGAAUUACGAAUUUGUUCAAGAAUAACCAAAUCAUCUCCAAUUUGAUCUCUUUAUAUUCUUCAUUCAUCGUUGUUAUUAUCACCGCUGUCUCUGUUUGGCUGUUAAUAAUGGUUUUCUCCCAUAGACUAUUUUCUCCUUUCCUCUUCAUUACAUGUAUAUGAAUUGUGUCUUGUCUUCGAUGUUGUUCUUUCGAAUUUGAUUACUUCCCAAAUCCUUCUGAUUUAAAUUUUCACUCGUGUUUCUUGAUUUGUUCUUAUAUUCGUGUAUGUUUUUUGUCCCCUCUCCUAAUGAGCUGACUGUUUUGUGAAUAGUUGAAUAAUCUUUGUUGUACUGAUGGUUUUUUCUGUAGUUGUUCU